Gastrolobium bilobum is the source of this 2115-nucleotide messenger RNA. RefSeq lists its product as uncharacterized. The record is from RefSeq and is a predicted model, not a curated record. Lineage: Eukaryota; Viridiplantae; Streptophyta; Magnoliopsida; Fabales; Fabaceae. The transcript has 4 exons. Bases 1 to 2103 code for a protein of 700 amino acids.
AUGGCUUCCCUAACCCCAGGAAUUCUUCUAAAAAUGUUGCAGGCAAUGAACUCCAACACACGCGUCACCGGCGACCACCGUUCCCCACUCCUCCAGGUCAUCGGCAUCGUCCCUGCUCUCGCCGGCUCCGACCUGUGGUCCAACCAAGGGUUCUACCUCAACCUCUCAGAUUCUCUUAAUUCCACUUAUGUCCUUCUCUCACACCCUGACACCGACCUUAUCCUCUCUAACCGUCUCCAGCUAGGUCAGUUCAUCCACGUCGACCGCUUCCACUUCGAUUCCCCACUCCCUUCCGUCUCCAACAUCCGCCCUCUCCCCGGCCGACACAACAACUUCCUCGGAUCCCCCGAACCACUCGUCGCCCGAAUGUCCCCUUCUAACCGCCACUUCAUCAUCCAACCCCUCUCCGAUUCCGAUUCCGAUGACCCCCUCCCUCUCCAUCUCUCCAACAACAAUAACAAUAAUAACAACAAUAACAACAGUAACAACCAACCUGAGGUUGUUAGGUCAAGGCAACCUCUUGCGCCACGUGACAAUCUGCCUCAACCUCAGAGAUUCUCAUCUCCGGCGACGGCCAAGAGAUCCCAAUCCGCCGGUAGGAACAAGAACGCUGCGGCUGCUGCUGCUCCUCCGGCUGAGAGGGAUCCUUCGCCUGCUGCCGGAAAAGGGAAGAGGUCGGCGUCUCCUGUGCCGUCCAAGUGUGUGGUUCCCAGCUUGGUUUCUGCUCGCGACGAGAACCGGAGAGUUUCGAAAGAGCCGGCGAUUAUCGUGCCGUCGAGGUACCGGCAACCUUCUCCCGGUGGGAGGAAGCAGCCGUCGCCGAACCCGCGGAGGGCUUCGCUUUCUCCCGGAAGAAGGUUGUCCGGUGGUCUCAAGAUUUCACCGGCGAUGUUGGAUUCCGCCGGUAAAAAGAAAAUGGUAGCAGGAAUCUCUAAGGUCUCUGAUGCGUUGCUGGUUGGAUCAGCAAAGACUGUUAGGAAGAAUUGGGAUGAGCAACAAACAGCACCAUCAUCCCUUGAAGUUGAACACAAAGAAGUGAGUGUGCCCAAAAACAAGGUUAACCCACAAGCAAUUCUGCGUACACAGGCUGCAAUGUCAAGGAGAUUAAGUGAUGUGAAUGGUCAAAAUUCCGGUAGCAAUGAUUCUUCAACCAAUGAGAAAACUAAAGCUUGUUCUCCCAAAAGUUGUCUGGCCCAAGAGAAAUCCAAUUUAGCAGAUCUGGGUAUCACCGUUCAUGAAAAGAAAUGGACUGAUGGAAGUGUUCCACUAGAUGCGGUGUCUGCCAAACUUUCAAGGCUUGGAAAGGAAGCAUUGCAAAGGAAAAUUCUUGCUUCUGCAGCUGCUGCUGAAGCAUUAGAGGAGGCCAAUGCCACUGAAUGCAUUCUAAGAAAUUUAAGCAUGUUUUCAGACCUCUGCUCAGUGUGCCAGGCCACAAAUCCCUUGCCAACCAUAGACAGAUUUUUUUCUAUCUAUGAUGAUGUUGUAAGAUCAAUUGCAACGGCUGAGUCCGUUGCCAACAGUCACAAUUCUGAGAAACCUGAUGACAGUGUUCCAACAGAGCAGACAAAAUCACUCUUUCUCUGGGUUGAAGCUGCCUUGGCCACUGAUCUUCAGAUAGUAUCCCUUCUUAAUGGCACUGACGCUGAUUAUCCAUCAACACUGCAAAAGAACAAGUCAAAAAGACACUCUCUUAGUGCAGCUAAGAACCAUCUGAAGGCUUCUUCAUCCCCACAAUCUAAUUUGAGUGCUGGUGUGUGGACAAGAGGUGGUGGAAUGAAAGAGACAGUGGAGCUUGGAACAAAUUUGCUCUCUGAAAUGCAAAUGUGGUUUCUACGUUUUGUUGAGGAGUCCCUUGAUGCAGGAUUUAAAGUGUUUGGAGAGUGUACUACUGAUGGGAAAAAAACAUUGCCUCUGGAUGGUGGCUCCAUUGCUGUUGUUUUAUCUCAUUUGAAGCGUGUAAAUGCAUGGCUGGACCGCGUAGUUUCCAAAGGGAAUGACUCACUGACAGUUAAGAUUGAAAAUCUGAAGAGAAAGAUCUACGGUUUUGUUAUUCAGCAUGUAGGAACAACUUUUGAUAGUUCCGUAUCCCCUGCUUCAUCCUGAAAUUCUGUUUCU